This is a messenger RNA of Perkinsus marinus ATCC 50983, 2109 nucleotides long. RefSeq lists its product as hypothetical. NCBI's taxonomy places the organism in Eukaryota, Perkinsozoa, Perkinsida, Perkinsidae. The transcript has a single exon. Gene Ontology annotation, molecular function: nucleic acid binding. The record is from RefSeq and is a predicted model, not a curated record. Bases 1 to 2109 code for a protein of 702 amino acids.
AUGGACUCCACUAGUGCUCUGGGCAAGAUCGAGGGUCGUCUCAACUCCUCUACCUACCAGCCUACUACUCGACAGACUAAACGGUGGCUCUCGUGGCUGGCAGACCUGCUGGAGUACGAUGAGGCUGAUCUAACCUACCGCCAUGCGAAAGGGAAGGAUAACUCUUUCAGCGAUCUCCUGAGUCGUCUUGCUCAAGGGGGACAGCGGUAUGUCCCUGAGGGUGGUGGCGAAGCGUUUGUCUUGGUGACCUCGACAUCACCCUCCCAAAGUGAACUACCUACCACGGAUCGUUCUGCCUCUGUCCACGACUCUACCAGAUGCAUUCUGGCGGGUGACCUGAGAGUUCAGUUGAUAACUCUUCAGAAGGCAGACUCCUCUACCCUCCUCCAUGGUGCUACGCUACAGGCAUGGCAACAUCACUUUGACGGAGCUGGGAAACUUCAGAAAUUAGCCGCGGAGGCUAAAGCUCUCGGCCUUGUCACCCAUGUUGGAGGGGUGGUCAUGACUAUCUCUGAAGCUGCGUUGACUGGACCGAUAUCGGUUCCAGUCAUUCCAGGAGGCGUAGUUACCGGUUUGAAUGGCAUGAUCGGCACUAAUGUCGACACAGACUGGAAGCUGCGAGAUUGGCUCCUUUUUGUUGCCCAUGAAAUGGAUUAUCAUAGACCUCACAGGGACAUGCGGGAUAGCCUUGUCCCUUUCGUUUGGUGGCCCUCCCUCCUUCGCGAUGCUAGGUCCUGGGUUGAGCGAUGUGAUCAUUGCAUGGAGCAGAAGCCUACCAAGCGUAUGAAACUGGUCACCGCACCACGCCUUCCGUGGGGACUAAUAGAUCUGAAUGCUCGUGGGAAGCAUAUUGCUAUUGACCAUGGUUACCCAAACCCUACAUGGAUAUCUCCCGCGAACCCAUCCCUCAAGGCAUUCCUUGUCAUCACGGACUUGGCCACAGGGUAUACACUUCUGUGCGGUGCGGAAGAUGCCAGAGGAAGUACGACGGCUAAACUGCUGUAUGGCUCGUGGGUGAGUAUCUUUGGUGUACCCCUUAGUGUUACCGGGGACAACUUCAUCGACUCGCCGUCACUGCGCACGCCGCUCCUGUCCUGUGGUGUGCGCUUCAACACGGUCCCGGCAUACUCACCAUUUUCGAAUGGCAGUGCUGAGGAAAGGGUCGGACGUGUCAGACGCGUCCUCCCGACAACCAAACUGCCAUGGGAUCAAGCCUUACCUUUUGUCCAGCUGUCGAUCAACUCCCAAAAGCGAGUCUCUGGCCAUUCGGCGGCGGAGCUCAUGUUUGGCACGCGAAUUCGUACUCCUUCCGCAUCGGUCCUAUCUGCCAUCACAAACAAUACGCCCAUCGUCCACAUCGGAGAUCUUGAAACAUUAGCUACAUCUGCUGAGGUACCAGAGGCCCUCAGGGAAGUUCUCAAGAGCUCGGUGGGCGCGGCUCGAAUCUCCACUCUUCAAGCCCACGUUCGGGACUGCCUUCGAGCCUCUGCGGCUCGGCCAGGUCGUCCACUGAAAGAUGGUGAGCUCGUGGUGUGGCGCCGUCUUGAGUCUCGACCCGUUGAAGGAACGGUCAGAUUGGUCAGUGGCGUCCAUACUGAAGAUGGUCCCUUCUGCUACCUUGGAUCGUUGGCUGGUUUCGUGACUAGGUUACACCCACUAGGAAGCCCACCUGGUCACUCUGUCAGCGUUUCUGCUUGUCAUCUGGAAUCCAGGCAUGCCUUUGUGGAUAGAGACCGUCCAACUAUGGCCGUUGAAACCGAGAUCCCCUUCACUUCGAUAAAACCUGGUCAGGUUAUUCUUGCCAGGCUGUCGUGUGGUGCUGAUGCUAUCGGAAAGGUCAUGGCCGAAACCGACAAUGACGAUAGUAUCGCUCAUGGCUCACUAGUGGUCCAGAUCUACGACUCGCAUGAAGGCAAUAAAUUUUUCCCGGUGUGGUUAUCUCAUGACGGUUCCACUUACACUGGUGACACUCCGGAAAACGCUCAGCGGGACAGUCCGCUCCUGCGUACGGUGUCUUCGGUACUCAUGCGUAUCAAUCUGACUCCGACGAACAUGCUCAAGGACACCUCACGCGCUGCUAUGGUUGAGGCAGGAUACCUUGAGGCGUAA